AUGAAAGGGAGAGUCGAGCGAUUGAAGAGGCGUGAGAAGAGAAACAAAAAAUUAAGGGAAAAGCGACAUCCGGCCUUCGGAGAGCAUUUGCUACCCGACCCUUUGUUCGACAUAAUCGGCGCAGGAAAAACCAUCUACGACACCGCGACAAAUUGGGGUAGUCGAGCUUGGUCGAUAGUUAGUACUUGGGCCCGUCUAGAUCCACAACCGUAUGCUGAUACGGGAUUUUACAUGGAUAACGAAUUCUCAAAAUCUACCGAAUCCGUGUCCUCCCAAGAUUCCUGGUUUGACGACUCCUGGUCAAUAUCUGAAACUAGGACCCCCUCAGUUUUCGGUGAGUUUGAGGAUGGCAACGUUGAUUCGUCGGGCGAUUCAGCAGAAGACGGGCCCGAAUGGUGGAGACGAAAGGCCACCACUAUUGAUUCGGAGAACCCGAUGUCUCUCAACUCCCCAAAGUCGUCUUUCUUUGUGAUGACGGAGUCCCAGGAAGUACCGACAGAUAUGUAUGGUACUCAGGAGAGCCGUUUAGAUCUGCUGAGCCCUAAUCCGGCAAGGGACUUCACGAAGCCGGACUAUACCUGGGAAUCGUUAUUAUUGGGCAAAGAGUACCAGCUCUACAACCCGGUGGUCAGGGUCUUCAAUGACCCGAAGGAUAUAAUGUCGUCACCGCACGGAUAUAAGAAACGCUGGGCGGCAGAUUUUGGAACGCCGUCAGUUAGUAUCCACGAUCCAUUUAGUGGCACUUGGCUGCAGGUGUCAAUGGUCGCAGUUGGUGGGGUUGCAGUUGUCUUUUUGGGAUUGAGGAUUUGGAAGCGUAAGGACGCAAAAGAGGCUAAAAGAGAUGUUUACCGAAAAAAGGUCGCCGAGAAUUUGAAAUGA
Morchella importuna is the source of this 879-nucleotide messenger RNA. RefSeq lists its product as uncharacterized. The record is from RefSeq and is a predicted model, not a curated record. Bases 1 to 879 code for a protein of 292 amino acids. Lineage: Eukaryota; Fungi; Ascomycota; Pezizomycetes; Pezizales; Morchellaceae. The transcript is spliced from 2 exons.